AUGAAGAGCUCCGCAGGGAGGACCAUGAAGUAUAGAAAGGAGAUCAUGGACACAUGCAUGAAGCUAAACCUGCCUCUUACUGUAAGGAGCACCUCCAUACAAAUAUUUGACAAGACCGUCGGUAAGAUGUUCCAAGAAGAAAAGGAAAUGAGGAGCGUUGUAUAUGCAAUAGUGAUACUUGCUUCGAAGUGCGAAGAGAUACAUGGGAACAUAGAGUCUCUUGUGAAGAGACUCCCGGAAUCUGAUAGGGAAAGCAUUUUCAGCUAUGAGUCUGAGAUGUUUGAGGCUUUGGACUAUAACUUCCACUUUCCCAGCCUGUAUCUUAGAAUGUAUGGGGUGCUUGCAAUGCUCCAAGAAAAAGGGCUUAUCAUGGCGGAAAAGGGAACUAUGGAAGAGAAGAUCUCGAAAGAUGAUGGCGAUGAGAUCUUCAUUUACAAUGGGAAGGAAUGCAUUGUUCCAUCCAUUGACAGGCUGUGGACAUGUUCUGUGCAGAACAUGGAUAAGAUACUUCUCUUGGACAAAGAGUCCUACAAAGAAAUAGAACUGGUGUAUGCAAGCUUACAUUUUCCGUGCGAGAUAUUCGGCUCGCUUACCUUUCCCUUCAAUCGAGAUAAUGUUGUGGAACUUCGAAAUGUAUGUGAAAACCCUCAAUUCUCCAAAUGA
Molecule: messenger RNA, 663 nt
Organism: Encephalitozoon cuniculi GB-M1
Lineage: Eukaryota; Fungi; Microsporidia; Unikaryonidae
Exons: 1
Coding region: 1-663 (220 amino acids)
Source: RefSeq, marked provisional